Messenger RNA from Plasmodium gonderi, 1236 nucleotides. RefSeq lists its product as hypothetical. Lineage: Eukaryota; Apicomplexa; Aconoidasida; Haemosporida; Plasmodiidae. The transcript is spliced from 2 exons. The record is from RefSeq and is a predicted model, not a curated record. Bases 1 to 1236 code for a protein of 411 amino acids.
AUGAGUGUAACACACAAUGAUAGCAAAAUAUAUGAACAGUCACUAAAAAUUACGAAAAAAAUUAAAGAAAAAAUAGUGAAUAGAAAAGGAACUAAAGAAGAUUUUAAAGAAAUCAAAGUAAAAAAUGUCUCAUCAAAAUUUAUUGAACGCAAUUUUAAGAUAAUAUCAUUGUCAUUAGGAUACUUUAUUAAUACCUUCUUCUAUUUUACCUUUUGUUUUGUUUUAAAUCAAAUUAUUUCCAAGUAUAUAUAUGCCAUCUUAUCUCCAUUAUCACACUAUGAUUAUGGAAAUAGUCUCUUGGCAGAAUCAAUCAAGGCAACGCUUAUUCUCUUAUUGUGGUUUCGGUAUAUUUCUGCUGGGUACGAUGGAGAUCCCUUUUUUCAUUUUUUCAAGAGCAGACUCAAUCUCAUAAGCAGAAAUGAAGCGAAGGUAAUCUUCAUUUCGAACCUUAUUGGAACCUGCACACACCUGCUAGCGGUCAAAUUAAUUCUUGGGACAGGAACGCAUACCCACCCCGUGAGCACCAGCAUUAUUGAAAGAAUUCAACAAGGAACAGUCACAAAAAAUAAUUCCAUUCUUACUGCAUUUGUGUAUCCAAAUGUGUCGAUCGUUAUAAAAGAAUUUCUUAUUCAAUUCAUUAUUUUGACAUGUCCGUAUACUAAUAACGCAAAUAAAUAUCAUAACAAAACAUUUUCCAUGAACACAGAUUUGUAUUCAUCUAUUGUCAUGGAUACAUAUUUAAAUGAGUUAAUUUGUUCCUUUCUAAGUUAUACAUUACUAUAUAUUUACCUCUUUACAAAAGACAACUUAUCAUAUGCGUUAGAAGUGAAUCUAAUAUUUACACAAGUCAUAUCUCUAUUUUCUACUAGAUGCACAAAUGCUGUUAGCGGCCCAUUUAUGAGCUUGAGUUGGAUUUUAAAUGAAUUUGUUUUAAAAAAAUAUCAUUAUUGUUUUUUCCUUUUUUUAAUGAUUUUUCACUAUUUUGGCUAUAAAUUAGCUAGCCUCCUUCUGGGACCACCGAAUCUAUCCCUAAUAGAUGCAACAAACUACUACAAAAAUGUUAAGCAGGAAACUUUGCAAAAAUAUACACACACAGAAACUGGACGAGUGAACAUUUCACUCAUACCAAAUACAGUAGUAACACAUACAUCCCUUGUGGAUAGUUAUCUUGGUAGACUUUUCCAGAAAUGUUACAACACAUGCAUGGGUACUUCCCACGGAAAGAAGACAAUCUAG